Molecule: messenger RNA, 1669 nt
Organism: Prosopis cineraria
Lineage: Eukaryota; Viridiplantae; Streptophyta; Magnoliopsida; Fabales; Fabaceae
Product: ubiquitin receptor RAD23b-like
Exons: 12
Coding region: 262-1374 (370 amino acids)
Biological process (GO): nucleotide-excision repair; proteasome-mediated ubiquitin-dependent protein catabolic process
Cellular component (GO): cytosol; nucleoplasm
Molecular function (GO): proteasome binding; polyubiquitin modification-dependent protein binding; ubiquitin binding
Source: RefSeq, a predicted model, not a curated record
GUCCACACUUUGAAUCUCAGGAUUUUUUAUAUGUGAAGGGGAAGGGAAGUUUGCACGAUUUUCAGGUGCUUGCAAUAAUGCUAUAUAUAGCCAAAUAUGUUUUUGGAGGAUAAAAAAAAAACAGAAAAAGAAGAGCAGCAAUAAUGUGUCAUUCCUUCAUUCUCUGCAUCAACAAGCGAAGCUGCUAGUAGUAUCUAGGGUUGCCCCUGUAGUUAAGUCCAAUUUCUGCUGUUGCCGACGUCAUUCUCAUAACUUGCCGACAUGAAGCUAACGGUGAAGACUUUGAAAGGAAGGAAUUUUGAAAUCAGGGUCCAUCCCUCCGACACUGUCAUGGCAGUUAAGAAGAACAUUGAAGAUGUACAAGGAAAAGAUAAUUAUCCAUGUGGGCAGCAAUUGCUGAUUCACAAUGGCAAGGUGUUGAAAGAUGAGUCUACAGUAGCAGAGAACAAUGUCUCUGAAGAUGGAUUUAUUGUUGUAAUGCUUGGCAAGAAUAAAACCUUCAGUUCAGCUGGGGCUUCAUCCACUCAGCCUGCUAGUAAUACAACUGCAACUGUGUCUGCGUCAAAUUCCAGUCCAGUACCCAAUCCACCAGAACAAACUCAGGCCGCAAACAACAGAACCUCAGCAGCACAUGCCACGUUAACAAAUGUACCUACAGAUACUUAUGGUGAGGCUGCUUCAAAUUUAGUUGCUGGUACUAAUCUUGAACAGACUAUUCAACAAAUUAUGGACAUGGGUGGUGGCAACUGGGACAGAGAGACAGUUAGUCGUGCUCUUCGGGCAGCUUUUAGUAACCCAGAGCGUGCUGUAGAUUACUUGUACUCUGGAAUUCCUGAGGCAACAGCAGUUGCUGAACCAGUUGCUCAGUUUCCAGCGACUCAAACAACCGAAGCGAGUGAGGCUACUGCCAGAGCUGUUCCUGGAGCACCGAACUCAUCUCCCUUAAACAUGUUUCCUCAGGAGGCACUUGGAGCUGACGCUGGACUCGGAUCUCUUGACUUCCUUAGAGACAAUCCCCAGUUUCAAGCAUUGCGGUCGAUGGUGCAUUCCAAUCCGCAAAUACUACAGCCUGUGCUUCAGGAGCUAGGAAAGCAGAAUCCCAAUCUUUUAAGAAUGAUUGAAGAACAUAAUGCUGAGUUUCUCCAAUUAAUUAACGAACCAGUUGAAGGUUCUGAAGGGGACAUCUUUGACCAGCCUGAGCUAGACAUGCCUCAUUCCAUCAAUGUGACGCCAGCUGAGCAGGAAGCAAUUGGAAGGCUUGAGGCUAUGGGAUUUGAUAGAGCCUCAGUUAUAGAAGCAUUUUUGGCAUGUGACCGGGAUGAACAGUUGGCAGCCAACUAUUUGUUGGAGAAUGCUGGAGAUUUUGACGAUUGAAUUAUAGUUUGUUUUGCCUUGGCUUUUUAUUUUUGGGGAGGGAGAGAGAUUUCUGAAGGCAGGGUUUGGGUUGGGAUCGGCAUAUUCAAGUCAUUGAAACAAAAAUGUCUGUUACAAUGGAUUGUAGGAUAUAAUUUUUAUGGAAGGGGUUCUAACCAACCAUUAGUCAUGUAAGGUCCAAUUGUAAGGUGAUCACUUUUUCUACCAUUGCAUCUGUCAUAAAAUGUAAAUUACUAUUACCAACUCAAGUUGGCAUGAGUGGCUGAGCGCUGGAGUCUUUUGUUAUUUAACCAAA